Rhodamnia argentea is the source of this 1014-nucleotide messenger RNA. RefSeq names its product protein BPS1, chloroplastic-like. Lineage: Eukaryota; Viridiplantae; Streptophyta; Magnoliopsida; Myrtales; Myrtaceae. The transcript has a single exon. The record is from RefSeq and is a predicted model, not a curated record. Bases 1 to 1014 code for a protein of 337 amino acids.
AUGUAUACGCGCCUCCUCUCUCCCGGCGACAAGAAGGGAGCAAAGCUCACUGCCGAGGAGCUAGAAUCUAUCUCCAAUUCCUUCAACGAGACCCUCCACUCUGGGCUCUGGGGCCUGACCCCUGCCUCCGCUACCUUGCCAUGGCUCUCCUCCGCUAUCGCCAUGCUCACCGUCGCUCACUCGGCCGUGAAAUCCUUGAUCUAUGAGCUGAAAUCGGAUGGUGGCAACAGCCUCUUGUCGUGGUAUUUAGACAACAGCGUGAAGGUCCUAGACGUCUGCAACUGCAUCUCCUCCGAGAUCGAGCGGCUAUGUCUCCACCACCUGAACCUGAGGAUCGCAAUUCAGCUGCUCCGCUCGGAGGGCAACCCAUCGGAGGAGGAGAUUCGCCAGGCGAGAGAUUUGCUCGCAGAUUCGGAGGGCGAGGGCGGCAGUGGAUCUGUGAAUUCCACAGGCGACAUCGAGAAGCUGAUCAAAGACUUGGCCACGAGCAUUGGGAAGCCGGCUCUGCGGGGAAAGGACACGCCUGUGGACGGAGUUGUUCAACGAGCGGUCCGAGCUAUCAGCUUCGUGACGGCUUUCAUCACGGGAGUGAUAUCUUCGGCCUUACACUCUUCCUCGGGGGCGGUCGUCUGCGUCUGCGUUCCAGAGGAGUUCCCCUGGGGCGACUCUGUCCGCUCAAUCGAGUCCACAGUUAUUGUGGAGUCGAGACGUGGCGAGGAAAGGGAUAGGAAGACACGAGUAUUGAAGGAGCUUGACAAUGUGGGGGCUCACAUGAGGCACGUGCUUGAGGCCAUCGAUGAGGUGUUGGCAUCGGGAGGCGGUGGAGCGACCACGGGGAGGCUGAGGGAGGCGGCAGUCGGACUGGAGAAAGCUAAUGAGGCGAUGUUGGAGGGAUUGUACCGGCUGCGGGAUGGGGUGAACGAGCUGUUCAUGAUGGUGGUGAGAAUAAGGAAGAAGAUGGUAGACGAGUUCAGAGCGAGCCUGUGGGAACGAUCAUUACCGAAGAAAUUGUGA